GCUCGGAUUCCUUCGCACGUUUUGCUCGCUGCAACGUGCUCGGGAGAGACGAGUUCGACCCGAUAGAUUAGCUCGAAGGCGGAAGUGAGACGACUAGAGGGGCGUUUUUCCGACGUUCGAUUCGAUCGGGCGCGCGUUUUGCGGUGAGCGCGGGUUACUUUUUUUUUCUUGAGAGCUUUUCAUCGCUCCCAGGGUCUACUGGCGGUAUUCCGCGUCGACCGGUCGCAGUGUGUGCGAAGAAGAGGUACCAGAGACACUCGUGUUACCGUCGCGGGCGCGGAUCAAAAGUUUUUGAUUUUUACGAAAAUAUUUUGCGCCGAAAUCGAAAUCUGUCCGGUACGAAGAAAGUCGCGUUUGAGGAACUGUCGUCGGGAGUUCGUAUUGGAACGCAUAUUACGUGUGAACGUAGUCCAAAUCGGUAAUUUUGAAAAAAUCCGGAAUUAGUUCGAAAUUUCCCGUAAGGAAAGUCCGGAAUCUCAGGCCCGCGUUCUUCUUUGGAGCGAUCCGUGUGAAGGCUUGAACAUCGCGUUGAUUUCCUCGACGGGAGAUUAUUCGCGGGGAGAGAGAGCGCGCGCGCGAGCGGGAGAUUCGCGAGUGAGUGAGAGAGCCCGGAAAAGAAACAAAGCCCGAUGUUGGCCAGAGCGAGACGGCGCUAGGUGUGCGGCAGAAAGAAGAGAGCUUCGGGGCUUUAAUGUAUAUAAAAUAUAAAAUAAACACACAAGGAAUAUCAUUUUCCCUCUUGUAUUGCUUGUUAUAUGCGAAACUUUUGUAUUGUGUCAUAAACGAACUACUUGUCAUAACGUAAACAACUUCGGACUUCUACGAUCGAAUUUUUAUUAUUAUAAUAUUAAUAACAGUAAAAAUAAAGGAAACCAAGAGAAGAAAAUUCAAAAUAAUAGCGAUAAACAUAAAGCAGUAAUAAAAAUCAACAUUAGUUACAAAGAUAAAAAAAGAAUAAAAUUAUUUGAUAGAGAAUUGGAAGAGGUUCACCGUAAAAAAAAGAGUCAACAAACAGUAAAAAUCUUAACCGCUUUUGCGGUGUGUCGUUGAGUGAGUGACAAUCGACGGCCGUCGUGAAGUCAAUCGUGAAGAAGUCUUCGUACUUUGCAACAAAAACGUGAUAAGUGCUGCUGAAGCUGACCCGUGCUGGCACACGGUGAUAAGUGAUCAUCGUCAUCAUCAUCAUCAACCAACAACCGCCUGUUUUGAGUGCUACCGAGCCAUUAAAGAUCUACUAAAGUGGCGAGUGAAAAUAAACAAUCGCUGGGCACACAUCGUCGGAUCCGUCGAUUAAAGUCCGAUUGGGUGAUUUGCGUGAUUGUGAUUGCUGCAAAUAAAGUGUGAUAAGAAAUCGUUCAAAAUACUCAGAAUGGGUCUGUUGAAGUGGUAGAACGGAAGCUUUUCUUUGUUCUACGUGAGCCUGCUCAAAGUUCGAGAGUUCGAGCGAGCAGCAAGGUUUGAGACAUUGUGGCAUUGAACAUUGAAUGUCACAGACCCCAAACUCUGAAGGUAGCCCAUUAACGACGGGUAGUGAAGGUAGUCCCAACUCACCACCGACCAGUAAAAUGUAUCCGUUCGUCUCGAACCACCCCACGACACACACCAGCUACUCGACGAUGCCGGGCUUCUCCGGUCUCGACGACAAAUCGUGCAGUAGGUACACGGACAGCGUCAUGAACAGCUACCCACCGAUGGGAGUCCCCGGAAGUGCCAGCAUUGCCCAGUUCUACCAGCAGGCGGCCGCCGUUUCGGCAGCAUCCGCCGGCGUCGGCGUUGACUCGCUCGGAUCCGCCUGCUCACAGCUGUCGUCCUCCGUCGGCGGAGGCCAGUCCGGCCUGCCCGACAUCACCCGUCAUCCCUGGCUAGUGACCGCAUCCCAAUCCGCGCUACAGAAAUUUGCCAGCACAGAUUGGAUGAGCAACCCCUUCGAUCGUGUGGUGUGCGGUGAUUUCUCUGGACCGAACGGAUGUCCCCGCCGACGAGGCCGACAGACUUACACCCGCUUCCAGACGCUCGAGCUGGAGAAGGAGUUCCACUUUAACCACUACCUGACCCGCCGACGACGAAUCGAAAUCGCCCAUGCCCUGUGUCUGACGGAGCGGCAGAUCAAGAUCUGGUUCCAGAACCGCCGGAUGAAGCUCAAGAAGGAGCUGCGGGCGGUGAAGGAGAUCAACGAGCAGGCACGGCGCGAACGCGAAGAGCAGGACAAGAUGAAGAACGACUCGUUGAAAUCCGCCCAGCAGCACCACCAGAGCCAGAAGCAGCAGCAGCAGGAGCACACCGUCGUGGGCUCCCAGCAGACCAGUGGCGGCGGCGGUGGGGGCAGCACCAGCCUCGGCAGCCACCUGCACCACCCGUCGAUAGUGGCCCAGAACGAUCUGAAGCUCGGGCUCGGCAGCAUGGGCGUCGGCGUCGGCGGAAAUCUCAGCAUGAUGGGAGGUCUGGAUAAUAAAACGAAUCAGGAUAUACUGAAAGCAGUGAUGCAACAUAACAAAAGCGCAAACCUGAGUACUAGAGACAUCGUUGGUUCAAUUUAACCAAGAACGUAAAUAAGCAGCACAAACAAACCCAACACACACACACCGACAUACGUAAUGAAACACAAACAAACAGAAAAAAAAGAACAGAUUCAGAGACAUAGAUGUACGUAAAAUCAAACGCACUCACGGCGAGCAACCCCCGAGAGCAAGAUGAUUAACGACAAAAGCAGCAGCAGAACGUGACUGAAGUGAGGAGCAGCGGCAGUAACAUCCAGAAAUGGCGCAAAGACAUCUCGACUCUCGAGGAGCGACGGCGUGGGGGCGUGGAUCCAAUUCGGUUAAGAUACAACGGUCUAGAUUUUUAAGUGAUGAUGAUAUGAUGAUCAGUGGAAAGUGUAAGAGUAAUAACAAAUAUACGUACUAGUGCUAAGAGAAACCUUUUUUUUCUAUGGAACCUACCAUAAAAACAUGAUUUGUAAUCAUAUUUGAAGAAGAAAAAGAAAAACUUUACAUUAACAGUAAAAAAGCAAAACCCGUGAGCAAAUGAUAUAACGUAAUUAACGUAACAAGAAAAGAAGGGAUAACUUAAACUCCUCCGUUUAACAAAAAACAAAAACGCAAGAAAAAAAUCUGCGCCGCCCUUCGUUCAAGGUGCGACCGCAACAAAAAGAAACAACUGUGUUAGGUAAAAUUUAGUUAUGUAAAAUGAUCGUACUCAUUACAACUGUAGUAGCGUUUCGUUCUGUAAGGAUUCGACGGAAGAAAAAAGAAGGUCAAAAGUGUGCAGCUUUUUGCCGACUCUGAAGAGAUCAAAUACGUAAUUAAAAGUAUAAAUAAAUCAUCAAAUUAAUAACAAACAAAAGCAACAAAGCAGAAAUAAUCGCAAAUCUGUCCAGUGGUUAGAGUUAAUACUAGGGCGUAGUAGAAGUACUAUACAAAACACACACACAACACAAGAGUAAGCCCGGGGGCGUUCGUCGUUUGACGGACACCCCUCGAAGAAGCGUUUUUAUUUCUUUUGUUGAUUUUCACUUCUGUAAAUUUGUUACUAUUUUAUAUUAACGGAACUAAAAGCGUAAGUUUAGUUAGCAAGAUGAUCAAAUCUUUAAAUAAAAUUUCUAAUUUGUAGUAAAAAUCUUUCGUUUUUCAUUAUUUAAGCUUUUUACCGAUUUGAGGAAUGCGGUUAUGAAUUGAAUCCUUUGUCUUCCACUUCAAAUUGAAACCCCAAUAAAUUUGUACUUCAAAAAACUUUAUUUCACAUAUCAAUCGACCUCCUUUCGGUUCAUCACCCUCCCCCCUUUCGUUGCUCGGUUGUCCUUUCCCCGAUUGCAGUUCCUCAAAUCAAUUUUGUUCGUUUAUUUGUGUUAUCAUUACUCUCUCUGUACGUACCCCCGCCAGCGUUUCUCCCGAGAGAAACGCGUGGCAUGUUCGAGGAAUCAUAAGCUAUACCAUUACCUCCAUGCAAAAAAAAGAAGAAGUAAAACAAGCAACCGAAACAGUUUUCUUUGCCACAAACAAAACUUUGUUUCGUCACAUUUUUUCCCAAGGAACACACACCACCACAUGUAAAUAUCGCUUGAACCCCAUUAUGUCACUGAAAUGAAAAGGAAAUACGUAAUAAUAGUCAGGGUAGAAUAGAUCACAGCAAAGAAAAGAAAAAAACACAAUAUUUAAAAUAAAACAAAAAAAAAGUUCAUUCCAUCGUCUAAAAAAAGUUUGUUUGAUACUCGAAAAUCUUGCCAUAGUAAUGAAUCAAAAAAGAAUUGGUGUUCUGAUCUCAACCCGCAGAAAAGAAUUAUCCAAAACUACACUUCUUUACUCCUCUCUUGGAUGCAAAAUGUGAAAGAGUUGUUUAAGAAAAACCUAAAACCAUAAAAUACGUAAUUAUCGGUGAAUAAUAAAGAUGCAUUUUAAAAAAGCUAGUAAUUCAUAUAAAAGUUGUAAAUUAUAACAAAAAAUAUUAAUGAUAUUAAUUUAAAUAGUCCUGAUGCUAGAGAUUAUGCCGUACAUGUUGUUGUGGAAAAACCUUUUAUCGAAACUGCAAGUGGAGUGCAUACAACUAAACCAGCCAUAGCCGAUCUGAAAACCCAGAACCUACAUAUUUAAUGUGUGUAAAACAUAUGGAAAUGACGUAAUUAACAA
Molecule: messenger RNA, 4622 nt
Organism: Culex pipiens pallens (northern house mosquito)
Lineage: Eukaryota; Metazoa; Arthropoda; Insecta; Diptera; Culicidae
Product: homeobox protein abdominal-A homolog
Exons: 9
Coding region: 1485-2537 (350 amino acids)
Biological process (GO): negative regulation of transcription by RNA polymerase II; anterior/posterior pattern specification
Cellular component (GO): nucleus
Molecular function (GO): RNA polymerase II cis-regulatory region sequence-specific DNA binding; DNA-binding transcription factor activity, RNA polymerase II-specific
Source: RefSeq, a predicted model, not a curated record